This is a messenger RNA of Meloidogyne enterolobii, 1140 nucleotides long. Lineage: Eukaryota; Metazoa; Nematoda; Chromadorea; Rhabditida; Meloidogynidae. The record is from the annotation of a GenBank genome assembly.
AUGAGCGCGCAUGACCUUUUCAACGACAGGGAGAAAUUUCCGGUAGAAGAGUGGUGUGAUCGUCCAAGCUCGCAAUAUGAGUGCGCUAAUGGUGGUUGUUGUCAGCAUACACAGUCUUGCCAAUCUCUAUUCGUGUAUACUCCUGAACAGAUGAAGUUUGCUGCUGAAUUUGAUUCUGUUCCCGAUUUUUUGAAAGAAAGGUCCAAGCGGGAAGCGAUGGAGAAGCUUGAUGAUGAGGAUAGAUUGUCUGUGUACUCCGACUACAUUGAUAUUGAUCAACAUAUUGAUCAAUGUACAUACUACAUUAAUCAUCCUGCGUUCUCUAGCCGCCGACUUGCUGCCAGGUCCAACGACUACCUCACUCCACUAGACACUCCUUCACUUGAUGCCGUAACCGCAAAUGGUCGAAGCGACAAGGCAGCAGCCAGCAAUUUGACAUCUUCUGAUGACUACUUUGGCCAGUCAUCUGAAAACUUCGGUCUUGAGCCUCUUCUGGGUUCACUUGAGGAUAUCAAUUCUACAAAGACUUGCUCUCAAACUACCAAUGAGAAAAUAGAUUGGUAUUGGGAAAAUGUAUCGUCGGAAAGUGUAUAUAUUUCGUGGGAAAGUAUACACACCAUGAAAGAGGAGCUUGAUCCGGUAGAGGGGCAAUUCUAUGACUACUCGGUUUUGUUCUCUCCCUCAUUCUACGACUUUUUCAAUAGAUCGGCGUCUGAGGAGGCGUUUUUUGAUGUGGAUAAGUUGUCUGUGUACUGCGAUCGGGCACUAAUUGGAUCGGCGUCUACUGGCGAUUUGGGAACAAGCAUAUCUCAAGAGUCCAUCUACUGCCUCCCUUCCAAACGUAUACAGCUACGUAAACCCGCCUCUCCAAGUGUGUUCAAAGCCCUUCUCCAAGGUUCUAAUUCGGAUAUGGAGUCUUCUUCUGUCAGUCUGCUUAGUCCACUCGAAGCGCGAGAAAAAGUGAGGAAGUUGGCAUUGCAAGCCAACAAUGUGGAUGACUUCUUCGAAUUGAUUCCAGACGAUUUGCUCGACAACUUCUUCUCCGACUACAAAAUGUUGGUGCGACAUAAAAUGUUGGAAGAGCAAUGUGAUAAUAUUAGGGAAGGACUGACGAAACAGCCCAAAAAAGCUGAUGAUUGA